Molecule: messenger RNA, 335 nt
Organism: Myotis lucifugus (little brown bat)
Lineage: Eukaryota; Metazoa; Chordata; Mammalia; Chiroptera; Vespertilionidae
Product: DNA repair protein RAD51 homolog 4
Exons: 4
Biological process (GO): DNA strand invasion; double-strand break repair via homologous recombination; reciprocal meiotic recombination
Cellular component (GO): replication fork; centrosome; Rad51B-Rad51C-Rad51D-XRCC2 complex
Molecular function (GO): four-way junction DNA binding; single-stranded DNA binding; ATP-dependent DNA damage sensor activity
Source: RefSeq, a predicted model, not a curated record
CCUAGACAAACUGCUCGAUGCUGGUCUCUAUACUGGAGAAGUGACUGAGAUCGUAGGAGUCCCAGGUAGCGGCAAAACCCAGGUAUGUCUUUGUGUGGCUGCAAAUGUGGCCCAUGGCCUGCAGCAGAACGUCCUAUACGUUGAUUCCAAUGGAGGGCUGACAGCCUCCCGCAUCCUCCAGCUACUUCAGGCCAGAACCCCAGAUGAGGAAGAGCAGGCAGGAGCCCUCCAGAGGAUCCAGGUGGUGCGUGCCUUUGACAUCUUCCAGAUGCUGGAUGUGCUGCAGGGCCUCCGAGGUGCUGUGGCCCAGCAGUAAGCCCCUUGAGUGCCAGGAU